AUGGGGUUGGGCAUCGAAGCAUAUAUUGAUCAAGGACUAUUGACAGGUCAUGUUGGCUGUGGGGGUGAUGCGUGGGAGGGGCAGAAACCGAUGGCGGUCGGGAAUGGGAGGAUCGGCGGCCGGGACAGCAGUCAUGGCGGGCCGAGUGGGAAGCAACGGCGGCACGCCAUGCACGGGAACAAGAACCAGCACUGCGCUGCGCAGCUAUACGCGACUGCGUCAUCCGGGGAGCUUCCACAAAGAUCAGGCAACCGCGGAUGCCAGGAAGGUGGGUGUCACCAAAUGGCCAACACUGGGAUUGCUAGCCUUCUGAAUGCUGCUGCUAGGGUGGAGAGGUUUCUCUUGUCCCGUGGGACAUCAUGCCCCCUGCUAUGUACUACCCACGCUGACUGGGUGGGAUCGCACAAUCGGUACAACGCGAUGGAGUACUUGAGCAACGUAUCCUGCACACCUCCGAUGUCCACAGUUGGGAUGUUGAUAUACCCUUCCAUGUCCAGGUCGACCACUGGAUCUUCCCUCGGGGUCCAUUCGGAAGGGCGGAAGGGCAUUGAUGAAGAUGGCACAGCGGACCAGCGGUGGCUAGCGCGGAUACAGUUUGGCAUGAUGGGAUCAAAAGUCCGGCCGCCAGAAUGCCCCCAUAGGAGAAGCCAGGAUGCCAUCAAAGGCGGCGGCGUCGGCGAUGACAUCGGAAAGGCGAUAACAGCUAUAAUAGGGGUCAUCAUAGUAUCCCGCAGUUCUUGGACCGGGAGCGGAGUCCACGUUGCCUUCUGCAAAGUGAAAUGUCGCUGUAUUAUCGCGCCGCAGCUCGGCCAUCAGCCCGCCUUGACAGUCAGCCAGGAGGGUGGCACCAAUCGGAAUACCACAUACCCAAUUGAGCUUGUAGGAUCUACCGGCGGCGUUGUUAGUCAAUGCGAUCGAGGACGUCUACAGGAAGAAGGGCUCUCACCUGGACCUUGGUGCCCCAACCUCGGAAACAACACAGUUUCAGCAGCAUGA
Aspergillus niger is the source of this 996-nucleotide messenger RNA. RefSeq lists its product as hypothetical. The transcript is spliced from 3 exons. The coding region runs from base 1 to 996 and encodes 331 amino acids. Lineage: Eukaryota; Fungi; Ascomycota; Eurotiomycetes; Eurotiales; Aspergillaceae. The record is from RefSeq and is a predicted model, not a curated record.